Messenger RNA from Seriola dumerili (greater amberjack), 2883 nucleotides. RefSeq names its product acyl-CoA synthetase family member 3 (gene acsf3). The record is from RefSeq and is a predicted model, not a curated record. Lineage: Eukaryota; Metazoa; Chordata; Actinopteri; Carangiformes; Carangidae. Gene Ontology annotation, biological process: fatty acid metabolic process. Bases 395 to 2158 code for a protein of 587 amino acids. Gene Ontology annotation, molecular function: medium-chain fatty acid-CoA ligase activity. The transcript has 10 exons.
AUGGCAGUGUGUGUGUGUUUAACGGAAUGAGGGCAUUACUUGAGAAAAUAUAGAAAUAUUAUUCGCUGUAGAAAGAACAUUCUUGUUGUAUUUUGGCUGACGUCCGCACAGUGUCGGAGUACAUCAGUCUGUCACUGUCAGUUACAUAAACAAUGUCAAAUGUCCCGGUAACCGUCGACCUGAACCGAGCUGACCCAGUCAGUGGAAAUAACAAAAAGAGCAGUUCCUCAGUUAUUUUUGGCGGUAACGUACAUGUCAGUUCUUGUGUUGUUGUGCUUCAGACGGUUGUGGCAGUAACACAGCUACAUACACUCUGCUCUAUUUCUGAGAUGCAAGAGAGUGAGGAUGAAGCCAUCUUGAGGUCCAGGAGUGUAUGAACAGCUGAUUUUCAAACAUGCUGUCAAGACUUGUUGCUGCUGCCUGCCACUCUCUAAAGUGGGCUUUGCCUCACUGGAAAGCCACUUUUCAUAGAACAUAUUUCCCAUCAGAGCCAGGGCAAUGGCUACUGGGAUCUGUGGUUCACAGAAGGGCUCACAGAUGGACUGCAGCCCAAUCAUCAAGGAUAAACCAGAAGCCAGUGUUUGUCAGAGCUCCAGCAUUUGGAGAUAAGCCUGCUAUCAUAGACAGCAGUGGCAGCCACAGCUACAAGCAGCUGUAUUGCAGCAGCUUAGGUCUUGCAGGUAGAAUCAGUACCGCUCUCAACUUGGACUUCGGGGGUCUGGAAGGAAAACGAAUCUCCUUCCUGUGUGCUAAUGAUGCUUCCUAUACGGUGGCACAGUGGGCAGCUUGGAUGAGCGGUGGGACGGCAGUGCCACUCUUCCGAAAACACCCACAAUCGGAAUUAGAGUACAUAAUCUCUGACUCCCAGAGUUCACUGCUUGUGGCGGGGCAUCCCUAUGCCGGGACACUCGAGCCACUGGCACUGAAGCUGGGCCUGCCCUGCCUGACACUGCCUCCUACAUCUAACCUGGGCACUUUAGAUGGGACAGACACCCAAGAGAAGGAGGCAGCCAUCACAGACUGGGCCGAUCGACCAGCUAUGAUCAUCUACACGAGUGGCACCACAGGGAGACCCAAGGGAGUUCUACAUAUGCACAGCAACAUCCAAGCCAUGGUCCAGGGUCUGGUUUCAGAGUGGGCGUGGACCAGAGAUGAUGUCAUCCUCCACACCUUGCCGCUACACCACGUGCAUGGCAUCGUUAACAAGCUGCUGUGCCCACUCUGGGUGGGCGCCACCUGCGUCAUGCUGCCUGAGUUCCAGCCUCAGAAGGUGUGGGAGAUGCUGUUGAGCUCCAAGGCUCCCAUGGUUAAUGUGUUCAUGGCUGUGCCAACUAUCUACUCUAAGCUGAUCCAGUACUAUGAUCAGCACUUCACACAGCCUCAUGUCAAGGACUUUGUCAGAGCGGUCUGCAAAGAAAGGAUCAGGUUAAUGGUUUCGGGCUCGGCUGCUCUCCCUCUUCCCACUCUGCAGCGCUGGGAGGAGAUUACAGGACACACACUGCUGGAACGCUACGGCAUGACCGAGAUCGGCAUGGCACUGUCCAACCCUCUCAAGGGCCCACGCAUCCCAGGGGCUGUGGGGUCACCACUUCCCCGUGUGGAAGUUCGGAUUGUCAUGAAUAACACAACCAACACCACAAUUGUGCUGGGCGAUCACAGAAACACUCGGGUAUGUCCAGGUCUGGAGGGGAAAGAGGGCGAGCUCCUGGUUCGAGGUCCGUCUGUCUUUAAGGAGUACUGGAACAAACCUCAGGAGACCAGAGAGUCUUUCAUUGAUGGUGGCUGGUUCAAAACAGGAGACACUGUGGUCUAUAAAGAUGGUGUGUAUUGGAUCAUGGGUCGCAGCAGUGUCGACAUCAUCAAGAGUGCCGGCUAUAAGAUCAGUGCACUCGAGGUGGAGCGUCACCUACUGGCUCAUCCAGACAUCAUAGAUGUGGCUGUCAUCGGGGCACCAGAUGCCAUUUGGGGUCAGAAAGUGACCGCAGUGGUGCAGCUAAGGAAGGGGCAGAGUAUGACCCUGCCAGAUUUGAAGACCUGGGCAAGGGAACACAUGGCGCCCUACACCAUCCCCACAGGCCUGUUGCUGGUGGAGGAGAUGCCGAGGAAUCAGAUGGGCAAGGUCAACAAGAAGGACCUCCUGCGACACUUCUUCCAAUGACUGGACCACUUCGAUAUGUAUAACAAUACACAGGUUCCUGGUCCCUCCCUGGCUGUUCCCAUCUGGUCCUUAGAUCCGACAAACAUCACAGACAAGUGUGCAGAGGGAAUACGAACUAAUGGAAAAUGACUUAACCUCUGAGGUAACUUAAUCACAACGACAGACAUUGCUGCAAAGGUAAUUCUGUUACAAUGAUGCUAAUUAUUAUUGCAUUCUUUAUCAGUUAUGUGUAAGAGGUUUGGAAAUCAUCACUUUGAUAUAUCAUUUUUUGAGGCAGUAUGAAACAGAUCCAUUAAGAGGACAAAAUGUGAAACUUCAUAUACCAAGAAAGAGUCAAAAUUAUCUGCAGUGACAUGAAAAUGGUGGUUUAAAUUCAAACUGACUAACAUGAAUGCGACAGAUGAACGAUAUGUAAGAAAUUUUCAAGUAGUGUUAAAUGAUAUGCGACCUAAUAUGACCCACUUUUAUAGGGUUUGCAAUUUUAUCAGUGUACCAAUUCCAUACUGCAGUACUGUAUGAAUUAUAACCAGAUUUAGACUAUGUAGUAUGUUGACACUGGAAACAUGACAAAAGUGAUUUUUGAAUGAUUUGUGUAUAUUUAUGUCUUAAUGGACACCACUGACCCUCAAUGUAAUGUACAAAGGAAAUGAAGCAGCUUCCCCCAGCUCCAAACAAAUUUAAAUAAAUUGUGAAUGAAUAAUUGUAACUAACUGCAAAACAGUGGA